AAAGGGAGCAGGGAAGGGAGGGAGGCCCGGAGCGCAGCGCAGCCCGGGAGCCUCGGUGGGGCCUGAUCAUUAACCCGCCAGGGCCGGGCCUGUCCCCGGCCUGUCACGGGCAUGUGAGCGCCGGGGCUGCGGGCGCUGCCGGCCCCUCACGGCCCCGCGGGCAUUUCCUCGCCAGCACUCUCUCUCACACACACACACACACACACACACACACACAUACACACAUACACACACACACCUCCGCAGUGACUGCAGACAUGAGGCUCCAGCUGCUGCUUUGGAUCUUGGCGGCGCUCCUGGCGAGCCUCCUCCCAGCCAGCGGACAGCGGCCAGGCAGCCUGGCGCUGCGCAGGAAGCUGCACCGGCACGGCUGCUCGCACCGGCGCUGCAUGCCGCUCCACUCCAGGGUGCCCUUCCCCUGAGCCCCGCCAGCAACUUCAUAUUGGACUUUCCAGUGUUUUAAAGGAGCAACAGUUAAACCAAUAAGAGAAGUUUGCCAAAAGUGCAGAUCAACAACAGCUGACCUGACAGCCACCACAGUGCCAUCUCCAGCAGUCCUGUCUGUCACAUUCCACUGGACCUGAACUAAAGGCCCCUGUCUCACACCCUAAAAAGUGAUGGAGGGGGGAAGUGUGGUGAUGGGGGAUGUACUGUACAUGAACUUACCUGGUGGAAUCAUUCCCUGCAAAUGAUUUGGCUUUCACAAUCACUAGUGAAAGUUAAAGAUCAAAUCAAAUAUCAGGUAGAUUUUGAUCUGAGCUAGAUUUCCGGUGGCAGUAAGGAGGAAGGAUCUGUCCAAGGCUACUCUUGGUGAUACAUAUUAUUCAGACUGAGUAAAAUUGAAAGUGCUGUUGACUACUCAGUUCAGGCUGUGUUUAGGAUGAAAUAGUCUCAGACUCCAGUAUGGAAUUCUGAAAGUCCAUUUUUUGUUUAUACUUUUAUAUAUUAAUAAUAUAUACAUUUAUGUUUUAACAUCUAACAUUACAUUUUUAUGGAAUUACCUUUAUAAUAACAUAGAAUGCAUUACUGUAAUAGCACCAAAGCCAGCACCACACCACUGGUCCCACUGGCUUCAUGUACAGAAAGCAUAGUAAGAGUUUACAACAUAAGAAAGCAAAGAGAGUGUUAUCCCUUUGUAUAGAUAGAGAAUUGAAGCACACAGAGAUAAGAGAUUAGCCAAGGGUCAUGCAAAACUGAUAACUCAGAUCUCUCAAGCCAGGCCUUAAGGUCAAGCCCAUCCUCCUGUCUAAUGAGCUGUUACUGCAAAGCCUAUCAUUUGUUUUCUUAAAGUGGGCUGCCAAACCAGACAGUUUAAACAUGCUUGAAAAUUCAGUACUACAGAGCUAUUUGCUUAAUAGUAGUUUUCCUAAAAUACCAGCUACAGUAUUAUAAAUAGAGCAUAAAAAUAGACCAUUGAAAAGAAUCCUUUGUUUGGUCAGCCCCAGUGUUGCAUAGCACUCUAUUCCUGUAAUUUAAAUGAAUGGGAUAUUUGAACAUAGCACUACAAUGAAUGAAGACUUCAAACAGAAAACAGGCUGUUCUUUUCAGCACUGGAGGUCAAGAAUACAUUGAGCUUUUAGUCUGAGUUUUGGUCUUAAAAAUACAUGCUUCCAUAUCAGCAGAAGGAUAUAAAGGAUAACGUGGUAGUCCUUUCAUUAGCAUAACUAAAACAACCUGAAAAUAAAACAUAGCCAGAUUUUUAAAUCAUUGCACUAGAUUUGAAAUGCCAACAAUUUUUACAAAAUAUAUAAAGAUCAUCAAAGAUCAGAAGUGCUGUGGUUUAAAUCUGGUAUGACUAUUUUUUUCUUACAACACAUAGUUUCUAAUAAUUGAAAGAACAGCAGUCAAAAAACUGGAUAGCUGAACCUUUCUAAUCAGUGUGCAUAUGUAACCCCUUAUCUCUGAGAACUUAGAACUUUACUUGAAUUAAUACUGGCAGAGUGUAGCAGGAGUUUAAAAUUUCUCUCCAUGAAAAAAAAAGUAAAAUGUAAUUUCAGACCCAGUUCUGGAGUUGUGUAAAACCAUCAUACAAAGGUGGUCAAACUUAUCUAAAACAACAAGCAGUCCUGCAGGUAAACCUUUAGAGUCUUGGGAAAAAAAAAGCAGUUUUCCAAAAAGGCAUUCCACCACUUAUAUAUGUUUUUAAAAUUAUUUAUUUACCUUGGCUUUGAUAUGUAUCCUUGGCUAACUCUGUUUAGAACUACAGGUAAAGAGUGUGGGAAAGCAAGUAAGGUGAAGAGUAGCUGUUUCACAGUUAUGUCUUAUGAAUGAGUAUAUGGAUCUACUGUGGCACUGGAUCUUUUCUAUAACGACAAUUAUUCAAUUAACUUUGAUAAAAUGGUAAAAAAUUAAUCAUGUAUCUAUCAAAAAACUAUAAAUGCAUGGUCCUUCACAGAAGUAAAAACAAAACAGCACCCUGGGAUGCCUGCUCUCAGUCUACAAAAUUAUUCUAAGUAUCAGUUCUUAAAAGGCAUUCUGAUACCAUCACAUCUGUUUUGAAAAAUGCAUUAAUUCUGAGCUUCAAUUGAUAUAUGUUUAUCAACUAGCUGGUUGAUUGUAUAUUUUGUAAAAAGAUAGUAUGCAUUUCAAAUAAUAUCUUAUUUGAAAUAAAUUUUGUACACUC
This is a messenger RNA of Zonotrichia leucophrys gambelii, 2623 nucleotides long. It is a transcript of the gene APELA, whose product is annotated as apelin receptor early endogenous ligand. NCBI's taxonomy places the organism in Eukaryota, Metazoa, Chordata, Aves, Passeriformes, Passerellidae. Bases 258 to 422 code for a protein of 54 amino acids. The record is from RefSeq and is a predicted model, not a curated record. Gene Ontology annotation, molecular function: apelin receptor binding. Gene Ontology annotation, biological process: heart development; apelin receptor signaling pathway. The transcript has 3 exons.